ACUGCUUCAAACAUAAUCUGAGGAGAGAGAUUCGGCCAAAAUCGCAACUACCAAACUCACCAAGUCAACAUGAAUCUUCUCUAAAACUAACCAUAGUCCCUCCUAAUUAACUCUCUCUUCCUUCUGAUCACCUUCUCAUUUCCCCCAACUCCUCUGAUCACAACAUUGAAGAUUGUUCUCAAUUUUAACCAGAAAAAAAAAAUAAUAAUUCCAAGAAACUUGGAGGUCAUGAUGACCAGUGUGGAGGAUCCCAGAAACACUAGUACGAAGCAAGAAAAUAAUGGCAAUAAAAACAAGACAGCCAUGAAGAUAGUCAAAGCUACAGGUGGUGGUGGUGGUGGUGGAAUUGGGGUUGGUCUUGUUUUCUUUGGUGGUGCUGUGGCCACUGCUGCUUUCUUCUUCAUCAAGAAGCAGAUGAAGAGGGAUCCAAAAACCAGUAAUAAUGGCAGGGAUUGUGACAAUAAAGGCCAUCUUCAUCAUCAGUCUACACCUUCUUUGGAGAUACCCUACAAGUUGAUUGAGGACAAGUAUAUGAAUGAAGACAACAAAGGCCUUCGAUUCGUCGCCGCGAAUUCUUCUCCGGAUUCUGAUGCUGAUCAAGACUUGGUGAUCAGAAAUGGAGAGCAUGAUCAAAAUGGUACUAACAUGAUCUCAGAAGAAGUAACUAUUUGCCUGGAUGAAAAAGAAAAGCUCAAAGUUAAUGGCAAAAAGGAGGAGAACCCUGUAGCUGAUGUUAAAGAUGUCGAACCUUCCAUUUCUCCUGAAGAAUUGGACAGCAGUAGGCAAUCUGAUUCAUCAAACUUGAUGCAGAAGGAGUUCCAAAACCCAAUAUUAGUUGAGGAAAAGAUGCUUCCACAGCCUAACAUUCUGGAGAAUGAACUCGCGACGCCAGAAAUUGAAGAAGAGAAUGCCGAUGGCUCGCCACUCCUAGAUGAUCAAGGCGUGGAAGAGGAAUGCCAACAUGUUUCAAUGAACAAUGAAAGUGAAGAAAUGGAUUCCAACAUCCGGGAAGAUGAAGGUAAACGAGGACUAGAGAACCAGGAGAUCCAUGACGAAGCAGAAGCAAGUCCAUCAGAUCAGAAAAAGCUUCAGGUCAUGCAAUCUAGUGAAGAACUAGAGAGUCCAACAAAUGGUGAUGAGACAAGUACAAGCACUGGAGAUUUGGUACUAAGUACAUGUGAGUUAUCAGGAAAAGUUUCUUUGCAACCACUCUCUGGCAAUCCCUCCCUUUCCAAUGAUGGUAACAUCGGUAAUGAAGAAAGUGCUCAGAAGAUCAAAGUUGUAGUCUUCGAAAAGGAUGAAGAGCCUGAGGCAGCUGAUCAAGAACAGGACAAAGGAGAUAUCUCGGCUACGAUAAUUGAGGUUGAGGAUGAACUGCACCCUGAACAUGUCAAGAAACAGGAUGCUUCUUUUAAUGAGCACGGAAAUGGCAAUCCAAGUUUGAUGGUUGCAGAAAUUGAAACAGAUUGCAAUCCAAAUGAUUCAGAGCUUGACGGGACUAAUGAAGAACAGUACAAAAGUGAUGCCUUCAGUGGGAUAAUGGAAGUUGAGGAUGCACUGUGCCCUAAACAUGUCGAAAAACAGAAUGAUUCUUUUGAGGAUCAGGAAAAUGGUUAUCCAAGUCUGAUAGUUCCAGAAAUCGAAGAGGAUUGCAAUCAAGAUGAUUCUUCACUGACCAUCAGAACUGAAGCAGCGCUUGAGGUCACAAAUGAAUUUCAAGGUGAAGGCAAUGAUACCGUGAUUCAGAUGCCUCAAGAAAGGGAAAAUUCGUCGAAAUGCCAGGUUGGUGUGCUGCUGAUCAGUGAAGCUCUGGAAGUUGCUGAAGAAGUCCAAGUGCACAAGGAACUGAAAGGAGGAGAUCAACAUGAUGCAGAGGUGACUGGUGGACCAAGCCAAGAUACUAGGGAGACCGAUCAAUUGCCAGAAGAUCAUACUCCAGCUACCAAUCCUCAAGAGCUGCAAAUGGAUACGGUGGAAACUUCUCUGGCCGGUCAUAAAGAAGACAACUCUGGUAUUGAUGAGCCAACAUCUGAAGUUAGUCCAUGUGAGGAGAGCAGGGAAGAGGUACCAAAUCUAUUUUCGACAUCAUCUAACACUCCAAACUUGAAGCCCGAAAUUCAUGUUGACAACGGCUUUGAAGAAACGCAUCAAUCUGCUGAGGCCAAUGAAAUGAAAGAAGGAAUUGCAGAAAGUGAAUCAAGUUUUAAGGACAAGAUUGCGGAAUGUGAUGGCUUGCCAGUGCAACAGGAUGAUGAAUACAGGAAUUCUUCAGAGGAAGCUGAAAGUACAGUGCAGUUGAGGAAUGAAACCAAUGUUGCCACUGAAGAACAAACAGUAGAAGUUACAACAGAGGAAGAUGCCAAUGAGGAAACAGAUGAGUUAAAUGUAACCGAAAAAGUGGAGGAGAGCUCAGAAGGGACAGCAGACUCAUCUGCAGAAUCCAACCCCAAGCCCAUCUGGCCUUCAGAGUCGAUUCAAGACCUAACAAUGGACCUUGAAGAAACAGACGCGAAUGAUUCAAAGGAGAUUCUUCAACCACCCAACGAAGAACAAACUGUUGAAAAACAGGUACAACACCUCAAGAACCUUGAUCACAAUGGCGUAAAGGAGAACAAACUCCAAAGGGGGAGUGACGAAAAUGGCAGCCUACAAUUGAGUUUGUUGGAGAAGUACAGGAUGCAGCUUGUGGAGAUGACUCCUCAAACUACAAAGUCACAGAAAAGGAUAAUUCUGGCGUUCGCAACCAUGGCGUUUUCAGGGUUGUGCACAUGGCAUUUUGGCCUGCCAUUCUUAAAGAUCUGUCUCAUGAUCAUCAUGAUCGCGGUAAUCGCCAAAAUGGAUGAGAUUUGAAACUCAGAUAGGUUGUAACUCCUGGAUUUCUUUACUUCUAGCUUCCACAGCUUCUGCAAAUUAAGCAUAUAUACCAAGACACAAUUUACGUACAUGUCUUGAUGAGUACAAUAAACUAUGCAUCCAAUUUUGACUAUCAUUUUAAUAGUUCAUUUUGUGAAGUUAUUUUAGUUCAACGACAAAGUAGGUUAUUAAAAUGAGAUCGAAUAAG
This is a messenger RNA of Oldenlandia corymbosa var. corymbosa, 3061 nucleotides long. The record is from the annotation of a GenBank genome assembly. Lineage: Eukaryota; Viridiplantae; Streptophyta; Magnoliopsida; Gentianales; Rubiaceae.